UGAUGAAGUUCACACGCUUCAUUUAUGUCCUCAGGCUGCGUCUACACGAUCACAGACAAUGCAAAUUCAUUGUAUAGCGGCACCGUUCAAACCUUUUCAAUCCAGUAACAUGAUAUUCUUCCCUUUGUUUAAAGCUCUCUUUCACGCCGAAUCAAGGUCUUGCACCUUUGUUUUUGAAACAGACAACAUGUUUGCGUGCUGAUGUUCCACAGCACUUGGCCUUUCAUAAGUAUGAGUUUCAUUCAGCAGACAGAACCACUCAUUUUCAUUAUCAAUAAUCUCACAAGAUGGUUAGAAGAAACCGUGUCCAACGCGCUGCCCCAAACGUAGAUCAUCUUGCGUCAUCUACCUCAUCACGAGCAACCCCAGAUUUCUCGAUCAGUAAGGAUGAGGAAUGCCAGCCUGACGUCAAUCCUAUGUCAGUAUCACCCAUCACAGGCGCAGAUCCAUACUACUCUCACGAUUCUUCCGAUGCCACAACACCAGCUUUCAUGCCAUAUGGUGACAUGUGUGACAACGUAUACUCCACCGAUCUUCCUGACCCACCACGUGAGCCCUCGCCUGGUGGCAUUGGCUCAUCUAGUCAAAGCAUACCGCCAACCAUUUUUCCACCGCUGUUGCAGCCCACACUUCAGGAAUUUAUUUCGCCACCUAGAAAGAAUGCGCACGGGAGAUUGUCUGCUGCCGCAAAGGGCAAGGGAAAAGCUUUGAUAGAAGAACGAUUCUUUUCUAAUCAACAUCAAACUGAUCUUGGUUCGUUGGACGACGAGAGCCUAUUGUAUCCAUUACCCGAUUUUUCUUCAACUGAUGAAUGGGUUGCACAUACUCGGCCUAUCCUACAGGAUUAUGCCAACAGGCAAAUUCCUCUGCCGCUCGGUCAGAGGGUUAAUGUAUCGCUUAACGAGCCUUCUCAAUUUAUCCAAGGGGCCUUGCAAUUGCUUGCCAAUCGUAACCACCUCGAGAAUCAUACUAUUGAUCCAUCUCGUCAGCUUGGUCCUCAAUUGAUCGAGAACUUCACGGACGUGCACAGAUGGGCGACAGAGUACUUUCGCGCGCGUUUUGGGAUGUCAAAUGUGGGAACCGAAAUACCUGUGCUUUUGACGAUUAUUACGAACACUUUCUAUGAAGCCCAUACCAAACUUAUUGAUAGUAUCGCAGAUGCAGCAGUUGGAAACAUGCAUGGUCGUGGAGCCUCUAGCCUGGAUAUUGAGGACUUUGCGUUUGGAUAUGACUUCGAGAUGAGUCAGCAAUUGCCUUUUGCUGUGGAGUCCAGUUCUCGUAUUCACCAUACCCUUGAGCAACACCGGCCUCGGUCACCAUUGAACCUUCCUGUGGACCUUUCUGUGACGACAAGAUUUGGCAGACAAGUCAAGGUUUCCAAACAAGCGCAGGCAGCAGCACUAGACGAAGGUGAGAAGCAGAACAGAGCUCGCCAGCGUAAGAAAGAUCAGGCGAAGAAAGAACAAGCGAAGAAAGAUCAGGAUUCGACGACUUCGAGAUGUGAAAAGCACAAGACCGUCUCUCAAGUUACACUGAAGAACGAUACAACUCCCAACCCUUCUACAGCGGGUGUGGUGGUGUACACACCCUCUGCCAGUAUUUAUCAUACGCCUAACAAUGGGAGCUUGUAUGAUACACCUCUCAGUGGGAUUCAUGGAAUCUUACGCAAAGUGGAGGCAGAUUCAGUCGUGUUUACAGGUGUCAAAUGUCCCACCAUCUCGGUCUACAGCUAACUCAAAUAUCUCAAUUGAUUGGAAUUCGGAACAAGCGAUCACUGGUCCUAUCAUCAGCUCAAAUGUGAAGCUAGCGUCCGUGCGACAUGUAUCACCAGUACUCGACAUUGCCGGACGUGCGAAUACCACUGCAACGCUGUUGGAGGCAACAACUGGCGCUCAGGACUCGGCACAGGCACAAGCAGCCCCUGUUAGAGGCGGUCGUCUCUAUUUGCGUGCUAGGGGUACAAGGGGUAAUAGAGACAACAGUCGAGGGCGUUGUCAGGGUCAGAGUGGUGGCGCAUCGGCUCCCAUCACUAUCGUCAUACCCGCCCGCCCGCGCCCUGUUGCCUCUGCAUCGACAGUAGUUCCACCUGCAAGUGCGUCAACAGCAGCCAUAGGCUCCACUGAUGUAAGGUGCGACCCUUCGGAUAGAUCUGCUAGUGCUAGUACUAC
This is a messenger RNA of Suillus bovinus, 2168 nucleotides long. RefSeq lists its product as uncharacterized. Lineage: Eukaryota; Fungi; Basidiomycota; Agaricomycetes; Boletales; Suillaceae. The coding region runs from base 288 to 1733 and encodes 481 amino acids. The transcript has 7 exons. The record is from RefSeq and is a predicted model, not a curated record.